AAGAUGCGUGUGCUACAAUUUACUUUUAAAAUUUUGACAAUUAUUGGAUGUUGGCAACCGGAAUCAUGGUCAUCGUGUAUGCGCACAGUUUAUGAUGUGUACACAGUUUUCAUAGUUAUACUAUUGCAUACAUUUUUGAUAACGCAAUUUUUGGAUAUUAUUUGGAAUGUUGAUAAUGCCGAAGAUUUUACUGAAAAUUUCUACGCUACAUUGGCGACGUUUGUUUCGUGCUCUAAAAUGCUUAGUUUGUUGCUAAAUCGAAAUAACAUCGAUACGUUAACUAAUAUACUUGUCGAAAAACCAUAUAGACCAUUGGACAUCGACGAAAUGAUAAUUUGGAAUAAAUUCGACAAACUGGUAUAUAUCAACACACUGUGUUAUACGAUUCUGAUAGUAACAACUAGUAUAUGCUUCACCUUGACAUCUUUACUCACAGAAUUUAGAAAAAGAAACUUGACGUAUAGAGCAUGGCUACCAUACGAUUACAAUUCGUCUACUAUCGUGUUUUGUCUCACAUAUGCUCACCAAGUUAUUAGUUUAACAGCCGGAUCAUUUAUCACUGUGGCUUGCGACAGUCUCAUUUGCGGAUUGUUGGUGCAUAUUUGCUGUCAAAUCGAGAUUUUAGAAUGCCGUCUCAACAAAAUAUCUAAUGAUCAUAAUAAUCUUCACGACUGUAUAUUUCAUCACGAUAGUAUAUUUAAAUAUGCACUCAGAUUGAACAAAAAAUUCAGAAUGACUAUCGCUAUGCAAUUCAUCGUAAGUAUGAUGGUGAUAUGCUCCAAUUUAUAUCAAAUGACUAAAUCGUCAACUGUAGAUGCGAGUUAUCUUCCUUUAUUGCUGUACAUGUCUUGCAUGUUGACACAAAUUUUUAUUUACUGUUGGUAUGGAAACGAAGUAAAGUUAAAGAGCAUUCAAGUAAUGGACAAUAUUUUUGAAAUGAAUUGGCUAACACUGGACAAGAAUCUUAAAGAAAGUCUAUUAAUAGUUAUGAAUCGUGCAUUAGUACCAAUAGAGUUUACCAGCGUUUAUGUUCUUUCUAUGAAUCUUGAUUGUUUUGUUGGGUUACUUAAGACGUCAUAUUCAGUUUAUAAUUUAUUAAAACAAGUGUAA
Molecule: messenger RNA, 1110 nt
Organism: Camponotus floridanus (Florida carpenter ant)
Lineage: Eukaryota; Metazoa; Arthropoda; Insecta; Hymenoptera; Formicidae
Product: odorant receptor Or1-like
Exons: 5
Coding region: 4-1110 (368 amino acids)
Biological process (GO): sensory perception of smell; detection of chemical stimulus involved in sensory perception of smell
Cellular component (GO): plasma membrane
Molecular function (GO): odorant binding; olfactory receptor activity
Source: RefSeq, a predicted model, not a curated record